CUUCCUCUGGCAGUGCCGGCCCCAGAGCCCCGGCACCCUCCGGCAGCGCCGAUGCUGAGCACGGAAAGUUUCGCCGGGGCGAGAGCCCUGGGAGAGGAAUCGCUGCAGAUGUGGGACCUCAACAAGCGGCUGGAGGCGUAUCUGGCGCGCGUGAAGUUCCUGGAGGAGGAGAACGAGGUGCUGCGAGCUGAAAUCCAGAGCGCCAAGGGUAGCCCUGCCGGGGACUCGUGGCGGGGGAAGUACGAGGAGGAGCUGCGAGCCCUGCGGGAUGCGCUGGAUCGCGCCUUCAGAGAGAAGUGUACGGCAGAGCUGGCCAGGGACAACCUCUACGAGGAGGUCCAGCAGGUGAAAAGCAGGUGCCAGAAGGAGCAGGCAGCCCGAGAGGAGGCCAAGAAGCAGCUGUCCUUGAGCAGGAAGGAGCUGGAGGAGGAGAGGAGAGCACAGAUCUGGCUGAAGGAGAGAGCCGUGCAGCUGCAGAAGGAGGUGGAAGCCUUGCUUGAGGUGCACGAGGAGGAGAAAGCGGGGCUGGACCAGGAGAUCACCAGCUACUCCCAGAGCCUGGAGAGCUUCCGCUGUGCCCCGGUGGCAUUCCAGCCCGUGGAGGUGGAGGACUAUUCCAAGAGGCUCUCGGAGAUCUGGAAAGGGGCAGUGGAGACCUACAAGGCGGAGGUGUCGCAGCUGGAGGGCUCCCUGUGCCAGGCCAAGGAGAACCUGUGGAAAGCAGUGGAGGACAACCAUCAGAGCCAGUUGCAGCUGCAGCACCUGGAGAAGGACCUGGCGGGGCUCAAAGCGCGGAAGGAGAUGCUGGAGGAGAGCCUGGCCCAGCAGUGGCAGGAGCAGCGUGGGGAGGCAGAGAAGUUCCAGCUGGCAAUGGAGGCCCUGGAGCAGGAGCAGCAGAGCCUGCGGGUGCAGAUCGCGCGGGUGCUGGAGGACAGGCAGCAGCUCAUGCACCUCAAGAUGUCCCUCAGCCUGGAAGUGGCGACCUACAGGACGCUGCUGGAAGCAGAGAGCACCCGUCUGCAGAUGCCAGCCGGGGAAUUCAGGCUGGCCAACGGCGUGCGAGAUCUCAAACUGGAGGUGAGCAACAGCAGCAGCAGCAAACUGGUACCAGCGAGCCCCGAGCCCAGGUGGCUGCUGCCCCGGGACCACUGCACCAGCCCCUCUGUCUUCCCCAGGGCAGAGGGGAGGGCCCAGCCGGUGAAACCUCAGAGCGACACCCUGACACCCAAAUUGCAGAGCGCCAGUGCCAGGGAGCUCCAGAAAAUCAGCUCGGUCCUCCAUGGCGCAGCUGCUGGCAGGGUUGGGGGUCCGGGUGCCCCCGGGUGCCCCACAGCGAGCCCCUCCCAGCCCGGCAAAGCCGCCCCUCCUCUGUCCCCAGAGCCCCCCAGCCCCUCCCCACCGGAGCCGAGGAGCCCGGGGGCAGAGGGUCCUGCCUGGCCGGGGGGAGCCGGGGGGAUGACGAGCCAAGGGACGGAGCAUCCCCUGCCUGGAGCCACCACGGAGACCCCCGAGGACGGCGUGAAGUCCCCGGGGACGGGCCCCACCCGCAGCCUGCAGUACCCGGCCCAGCUGGUCAGCGAGGCCCUGGAGGACGCGCUCAAGGAGAUGGAAGAGGAGGCUCAGCCCCAAGAAGAGCCCGCCCUCAGCGCCACGUGGGCCCCGCAGGAUGCCCGUGCCCCCAGCCCCGUUGUCCCCGCAGAGGUUUGUGAUGGGGCUGUGGUAGAGGGGGCAGGGGAAGGGCAAGACCCCACCGAGGGCCCUGAGGACGGCGAUGGCCCCGAAGUGGAGGAGAAAGCUGGGGAAGCCAAGCUCCAGGGGCUGGGGGUGGAGAGCAGCACCCCGGGGGACAGAGCCACGUCCCCACUGGGCACGGCCGAUUCUCUGAGUGACACAGUGAGCCGGGAAGAGCAGGGAGCGUGGGAGGAGGAGGAGGAGGAGGAGGAGGUGCCUGCUGUGCUGAGCCCAAGGGAUCCAGGAGCAGAGGUCCAGGAAGAGGAUGUGAGUGGUCCUGGACAGACAGUGACCAGCUGGGAAGAACCAGAGCGAGAGGAGGAUGGGGAAGACACCCCAAGCACAGAGCCAUCACAACCCUCAGAAGAUGAGGAAGAGAGGGGACCCCACAGUCCCUGCGAGGAGGAUGGAGAUUUCCACAGAGAAGGAGGGGAUGAGCCAGAGGAGGAGUCCCCAGACAGGGAAGUGGAAGCUGUUCAGGCUGUCCUCGUGGAAAGCCACUUGGUUUCACCCACAAAGAGUCACCUGGAAGAGGACUUUGUUGAUGUAGAGCAGGAAAAGUCUGAGCAUCAGAAAAUGACUGUGAGUGAGACAGAGGUUGCAGAGCAGGAAAGGGAACAGGAGCUGUGCCCAGAGCAGGAACCCUCAAGUGUCCACGAGGCCAUCCCAGCAGAGGAGGCUUCAUCAGGAGCUGAAGAAGAUGCUGUGGGAGGGGAGGACACAGGCAGAGUGAAAGAUGGUGAGGGAGAAAAGGGAGAAGCCAGCAGGGAGAUGAUGGGAGGAGAGGACCCUGGGGCAGAAGAGGACCCUGGGGCAGGAGAGGACCCUGGGGCAGGAGAAGACCCUGAGGCAGGAGAGGAUCCUGGGGCAGGAGAGGACCCCAAGAAAGAAGAGGAUCCCGAGGCAGGAGAGGCUGCAGGAGGUGACACCCUGGAGUGGGAGAGCAGAGCCCCAGAGCAGCCCGAGGACCUGCAGGAAGCCAGAGCAGCUUCUGUGGAAGACGGGGGGGAACAGGAGGAGCUGGAGCUGGAAGAGGAGUCCUGGGGUAAGGAGGAUGAUGGCAAUGGCCAAGAGCCCUGUCCAGAGGACUGGGAGGUGACAGCAGAGGACACGGAGGGGGCUUUGGGCACAGAAGAGCCAGCCUGGGCGGAUGACACCCCGUCCAGCACAGGAAGGCUGGAAAGUGAGGAGAGAGAUGGCACACCACCAGCAGAGCUGGAGGAAACCCAGGAAGACGAUGAAGAAGAUGCCAAGAGCCAGGGGAUGAGCCAGCAGCAGCCACUGCCAGAGGCUGAGCCAGCACCGGAGCUGGCAGGGGAGGAGCAGGAGGGCACCACAGGGCAGCCUGACCCAGCCACCCCACGUGCCCCGGGGCAAGGGGACAGCCAGGAGCCAGCUGAGGCUCUGGAGGAGCCGUGGGAGGUGCAGGGUGAGGAUACUGAAGAGGAGCUCAGCUCAGAGCUGGGGCAGCCAGAGAGCAGCAGCUCCGGCCUCCUGGCACGACAGGAGGUGUCGGGGGAGGGCACAGAGAGCGGCGAGUGGGUGGAGGAGGAUUUCGGGAGGUCGGGAGACUCGGAACCCGCCCCAGGCACCGGCAGGAGGGUGGAGCUGGAGGACACUCUGCCAGACAGCACACCCUUGCACCUCUACGAGGGGGAGAUGCUGGCUGGGGGUGCACCCAGCCAAACCCCACCUGAGAUCGAGGAGACCACGGAGCCAGACCCUGUGACUGGAACCGCUCCAGAGGGGGAAGGGUGGCUGGAAGGGAGGGACAAGCCACUGACUCCCACCAUGCCAGAGAGCCCUGAAGAAGAGGCAGAGGCAGAGGUGGCCCCUGUGGCAGAAGGUGCUGAGGAGGAGGAAGGAUAUUUCAUGGUCUCCGCUCCCAGCCAAGAGGUGUCCAGCUCGGAGAAGCUCGAGAUCUCCGAGGACUUUGAAGAAAUUAAAGUGGAAGCAACUGAAGGCAGCCAAGGUGACCUGGGAGCUCCCAGAGAAGCAUCUCCAGUGCCAGAAGGCAAAGAGCAACCUGAGAUUUCUGCUGGGGAAGUAGAAGACAUGGAGGUGCCCACAGAAGAAGACGUGGAGGUGCCCACAGAAGAAGACGUGGAGGUGCCCACAGGAGAACCUGAGAUGCCACAGGAUGAGGAGGAGGAUGACACUGCUGAGCUGGAGGAAGGCCCAGCUAUGCCUGAAGCAGAUCCCAGCUGCCCCGAGGCCAUGGGACCAUCAAUAGGAGGCACUGACCAGCCAGCCCAGGGUGCCACGGGCACCGGAGCACAGGAGGGACCCGAGCACUCUGAGGGUUUGGCUGCUGAAUUGGAUGAGGAGCUCCAGGGCACAGUCGAGCUGGAGAGCGAUGUCAGUGGAGCCACAGCACUCCCAGCCUGCAGCCUGGGGCUGGUGGGGCAGGAGGAGGAGCAGGAGGUGGAUGAGGAUGAGCCUGGCAUGGCUCACCAUGACACAGCCGAGGCCACCCCUCCGGCAGAGCUCCAGGCCCAGGCAAUGCCUGAGCAGGCGGAGCAGCCGUCGGAUGAGCAACCACCCGUGGGGGAAGAAGUAGCAGAGGGUGACAAUCUUCCCUCAGCAGGGGAGGAGCAGGCCCCUGAGGCCGACCCACCCCGGCCGGGCUCUGCACUGGAGCAGGGAGGUUUUCCAGAGGUGAUUACGGACACCCCUGACACGCCUGUCCUCCCUGCAAAGGCGCCAGUGGACGUCAUGAAGGACUCCGAUAUUUUGGAAAUAGUGGAGCAGGCCCUGGAGUUCAAUCAGGAGCUGGUGAUGGGGGCGAGGGCGGCCGAGGGAGGGCAGCAGGGUCCUGGCAGGACCGAACUCCCCCGGGAUGCUGGGGAGGACUCCUCGCCCGCCUCAUCCAGUGAGGAGGAGCCGACGGUGCAGGAGGUGCCGGGAGAGGCGGCGCCGGGCACGGAGGGUCGGGUUCAGGCUGCGAACGGGCUGCACCGGGAGGCCAGUCUGGAGGACCUGGCCGAGUUCACCGAGGAGGUGCUGAACGGCAUCGCCAGCAUGGCCCCGGCGCGGGAGUUCCCCUCGGGGACCGCAGACCCUUCCGUGGUGACACCAGCUGAGUCCCUCGCUCCCCGAGACGCCGGCACGGCCAAGCUGGGCGAUGGCACCCCCUGGGGCAAACACGGCGGAGCAGACACCGUGCCCCCUGCCCUCGGGGAGGAUGUCCUGUGCCUCACAGCUGACCAGCCACCAGCGUGUCGCCUAAGAGCCGAGCAGGAGCCCUGGUCCUCGGGGGACGAGUGACAGUGCCCUCCCCACUGCAGCCCCUUCCCUGCCAUGGCCCAGCACCCUCCCAUUUCCCCCACCCACCCUCCUAAUGCUUCCCCGCCUCCUUACGGUUUUUAACGUGUUUGUGUGGAUUUUUUGCACCCCUUUUCAGAGUGAAGAACCACCAAGCUCUCUUUUACCCCACAGCCUCCCCUUCCCCUCCCCCCUUCCCCCACCAAAAAAAUUCGCAUGCUUGCUUUGGGACCCCCCAGCUCAUUUUGAGCCUCCUCUGGGUGGGUUGCCAUGGCUGUAUUUAAUUUAAACUCUGUGUUUCCCCCUUCCCUGCAAUCUCCUCUCCUUCUGCCCCCCACCCCCCCCAGCAUCUGCCCCAGGAAGGCCAGCUGGAGGCUGGGGACCCCCCCAUGCUGCACCCCAGGACUCAGUGCCUCGGGGUGACGUCACCCCGGAGUCCCCAGCCCCGACCUGCGGGCAAGGGGGCUGAGCCAAGCUGGAUGUUUCCGCUGCCCUGACGUUAAUUUAAUAAA
This is a messenger RNA of Myiozetetes cayanensis, 5507 nucleotides long. RefSeq names its product nestin (gene NES). NCBI's taxonomy places the organism in Eukaryota, Metazoa, Chordata, Aves, Passeriformes, Tyrannidae. Gene Ontology annotation, cellular component: intermediate filament. Gene Ontology annotation, biological process: positive regulation of intermediate filament depolymerization. The record is from RefSeq and is a predicted model, not a curated record. Gene Ontology annotation, molecular function: CCR5 chemokine receptor binding; intermediate filament binding.